Aspergillus ibericus CBS 121593 is the source of this 3299-nucleotide messenger RNA. RefSeq names its product phosphatidylinositol-3,5-bisphosphate 5-phosphatase. Gene Ontology annotation, molecular function: phosphatidylinositol-3,5-bisphosphate 5-phosphatase activity. Gene Ontology annotation, cellular component: intracellular membrane-bounded organelle. Gene Ontology annotation, biological process: phosphatidylinositol dephosphorylation. Bases 92 to 3175 code for a protein of 1027 amino acids. Lineage: Eukaryota; Fungi; Ascomycota; Eurotiomycetes; Eurotiales; Aspergillaceae. The transcript has a single exon. The record is from RefSeq and is a predicted model, not a curated record.
AUGGGGAUCCUUGACGGACUUCCAUGGGCUUUGCUGGCAACCGAACCAAUUGAGCAGCUGGUGCAGGUUUCCACCGGCCCCACGCUUUAUCAUGGAGAGCCUUGAUGAUGUGUCACUCUCGAGAGAGGGUGCAGAUGACAGAAGCCUUGGUCCUCUUGACGACCAGUCUUCCAGAGCAGUGUCCCUGAUAGACAGCAGUCCCCCGAACUCCACCUCCGAUCUGAACUUCCCAUACGCAGAUGCCUCCUUUACCUCGGGCUCGAGCACCAAAUUCCCCGAAGAGCAGACGGAGUCCGCCUCCCGAAGCUUCAUCGACCAUGACGACGACCUCAGAUCGCCCCGCGCUUCCUCGCCGCUCGGCCCAUUACCCCAUAAUCCCCCAGCGGUACCUGCCAUGAGUGAAGACGGGGGUGAUGCAGGAGAUGAAGAGCCCCAGGUUGCGACAUCCUUUGAGCGGGAUUCCACGCCAACCUCGGCGCAAAAGCAACGCUCCGCGUUCUUUGACGCGGGAGAGGAUGAGGGUAUUACUCGCAUUCAUAAGUUCUCUCUGUAUGAGACAGCGACUCGGUUCUACAUGGUCGGCAUGGACUUGACAGAGACCCGAUUUAAGAUCUUGAAGAUCGACCGGACGUCCGAAUCAGGCGACCUGAGCGUCUCGGAGGACGACAUCGUGUACAGCAAGAGAGAGAUUUGGCAGUUGUUGGAUACGAUCGAUGACGGGAAUAAAAGCACGGGUGGAUUGAAAAUCAAAUGCAGCGCGUGGGCUCUGCUUGGAUUCAUCAGAUUCACGGAUGCUUACUACAUGCUCUUGGUGACCAAGAGAAGCCAGGCGGCUAUGCUCGGCGGACAUUAUGUUUAUCAAAUUGAUGGAACGGAGCUCAUUUCGUUGACAACAUCGAGCUCAUCUCGGCUCAGGCCGGAGAAAAACCCAGAGGAGGUGCGAUAUAUCGCUAUUUUAAACAACCUGGACCUGACUCGGUCCUUCUACUUCAGCUAUUCUUAUGAUAUUACCAACACAUUGCAGCGCAAUAUCUGUCGGGAGCGCAAAGCCAACCAGGACGAGCGUCCUAAACAAUGUCAACAAGACUACAAUACGAUGUUUAUCUGGAACCACCAUCUUCUGGGACCGGCCUUUGAGACACUGAAAAAUCCUUGGGAAUGGUGUCUGCCCAUUAUCCAUGGCUAUGUCGAGCAGGCCAAGAUGUCGGUGUAUGGGCGGCUGGUUUACAUUACCAUCAUUGCGCGUCGCUCUCGUUUCUUUGCGGGAGCUCGCUUCUUGAAACGAGGCGCCAAUGACCUGGGCUACGUGGCAAACGAUGUCGAAACAGAACAGAUUGUGGCUGAGAUGACGGCCACAUCAUUCCAUGCCCCUGGCCCAAAUCUCUACGCCAACCCCUUGUAUACCUCUUACGUGCAGCAUCGCGGAAGUAUUCCCCUUUACUGGACGCAGGAAAACUCAGGCGUGUCUCCCAAGCCGGAUAUUGAACUCAACCUUGUUGACCCGUUCUACUCGGCGGCCGCGCUGCACUUUGACAACCUUUUCGAAAGAUAUGGCGCACCAGUCUACGUUCUCAAUCUCAUAAAGUCACGAGAACGGACACCACGAGAAUCCAAGCUCCUCAAGGAAUAUACCAAUGCUAUCCAAUACCUCAAUCAAUUCCUACCAGAGGAUAAAAAGAUCAUAUAUCAGCCCUGGGACAUGAGUCGUGCUGCCAAAAGCCGAGACCAAGACGUUAUGGGAACCCUGGAACACAUCGCGGGCGAGAUCAUUCCGAAGACGGGCUUCUUCAAGAACGGAUACGAUGUUGAGUCUGGGCUACAGCUGCAGAACGGUAUCGCGAGAACAAACUGCAUCGACUGCCUUGACCGGACGAAUGCUGCACAAUUCGUCAUCGGAAAACGCGCCCUGGGAUAUCAACUCCACGCACUGGGAAUUAUUGAGGGAACAUCGGUUGAGUAUGAUACAGAUGCUGUCAAUUUGUUCACCGACAUGUGGCACGAUCACGGUGAUACGAUUGCAAUCCAGUACGGUGGUUCGCACCUGGUCAAUACUAUGGCCACGUACCGCAAAAUCAAUCAGUGGAGCAGUCAUUCUCGAGACAUGGUGGAGAGUUUCAAGAGAUAUUACAACAACUCCUUCCUCGAUGCCCAACGCCAGGAAGCGUACAAUCUGUUCCUCGGCAAUUACAUCUUCUCGCAAGGACAGCCGAUGCUGUGGGACUUGUCAACCGACUACUACUUACACCACGCUAACCCCCGGUCCUGGUCUGACAAGAAACGACCCAACUACAUUUGCUGGUACACUCCUAACAAUCUCGAAGAAAAAGAACUGCCACCGCCUCCGCGACCCCCGAAGGAAGCUCUCUCCCACUACGACGAUUACUGGCUCGAGUACUACAGGCCGAUGGCGGUGUCAUCGUUCUCUAAGAUCUUCUCUUACAGGAUGAACUCAACCCUCCGUUAUCUUCCUUUCCGGCCUGGCUCCGGUGCACCCUACGAUAUCAGUCCGUUUGUUCCCCGGAUUCCACACGAUCAGAUCAACCGCGAGCGACACCCCCCACGCAGUGUCAAGAUCCAAGAACCGCUGAAGACCUCCAUAGACCCAUCAGGCCGUCCCCAACUUGGCAGCAACGCCACAUCCCAGUCCAGCUACAACUGGAUCCACCAACUACCCUCAGCCGACAAACAACCCCCAUCAGCAGGCAUCAUGAAAGCAACCUCGUUCGGACUCCCCCAAUCCUUCAACUCCAUGCAAUCUUCCCAAGAAUCCAACACUCCCAGCAAAGCCCAAAUCGCCCAAUGGACCCUCGGCCAGCUCGUCACCGACUCGCUCAACCCCUCCGUCACCGCCGCAGAAGCGGAAGAAUACGAACGCUACAUCAACCACCCACUCAAGGUCCCUCUCGUCGUCACCUCCGAGGAUGAACUAACCGCCACCUCCAUCCGCGAACACGAAUCCAGCCUAGACCUCCUGGAAUACGCCAACAAAUGCAACGUCGAAGAAACCACCCUCGAAUCCAAUGCCGAGGAGAAUCUCGCUGACUAUGCCGAGUUCCUGGAUGUAUCUGAGGGUGGACUCACUGUGGUGGCGGAGGAUUAUGAGAAGAAGCGCUAUAAGCGGUAUAGGCAAUGGCUCCGGGGAAAGAGUCUCUUCAAACAGCGUGUCGAUAUGUAAAUGAGUACGGUUUAUAUUGUUAUUGUUCAUUACGACAGAUAUGAUAUGUUACGAUGUGAUAUGAUACCCAUUCAUUUAGCAUAGCAUAGCAUAGCAUAGCACGCACAUAGUCGAUACAUUCAUU